AUGAUAGUGGUGGUGGUGGUAAUGAUGAUGAUGAUGGUUAGGAAAAAAAAUGAUGGUUGGAGCCACGGUCUAGUCUGCUGGCACUGCAUCGCUGACAACUGUGACAUGAACCCCGAGGAGAAUUCCCGCGCAGAGCAGAAGAGCUGUUUGGAGGGUCAGACGUGUCAGAAAGUUUUCUUCGAGAUGGAGAGCGACAUAGACGACAACAAGUACAGGUCAACGGUGCGCAGCUGUGCCGAUGAGUGCAUUCCGCACAACGAUUUCAUCAACUGUUCAUCGGAACUGCGCACCACGCGGGGCUGCGUCAAGCGGGCAUGUUGUAAUGAUGACGAUCUGUGCAACAGUGGCGACGCCACGCAUUCACAACCAUGGACUGUUGUGUAUCGCAUUUGGUUUCUGUUAGUCAUUCGUCUUGUGUUCAGACGAUGCCAUCUUGUAUAA
Candidula unifasciata is the source of this 441-nucleotide messenger RNA. The record is from the annotation of a GenBank genome assembly. NCBI's taxonomy places the organism in Eukaryota, Metazoa, Mollusca, Gastropoda, Stylommatophora, Geomitridae.